CCGGUGGGGCCGUGUACUCUCUUCCUUUCCUCAAUACUGGUGCCGCUUGGGACGCGGCGCGAUGGGCAAGAAGGGUAAGAAGGAGAAGAAGGGCCGCGGCGCCGAGAAGACGGCCGCCAAGAUGGAGAAGAAGGUGUCCAAGCGCUCGAGGAAGGAAGAGGAAGACCUGGAAGCCCUUAUAGCCCAUUUCCAGACACUGGAUGCCAGAAAGACCCAGGUCAUGGAGACCACAUGCUCCCCACCCUCCCCACGGUUAAAUGCCUCCCUCUCUGCUCACCCUGAGAAAGAUGAAUUGAUCCUAUUCGGAGGUGAAUAUUUCAAUGGCCAAAAAACAUUUGUGUAUAACGAGCUCUACGUGUACAAUAUCAGAAAGGACACCUGGACUAAAGUUGACAUCCCUGGUCCACCUCCAAGGCGCUGUGCUCACCAGGCUGUGGUGGUCCCUCAAGGUGGCGGGCAGCUGUGGGUCUUUGGAGGGGAGUUUGCAUCUCCCGAUGGAGAGCAGUUCUACCAUUACAAGGAUCUCUGGGUGUUGCACUUGGCCACCAAGACCUGGGAGCAAAUUCGAUCAACAGGAGGUCCUUCGGGUCGGAGUGGACAUCGGAUGGUGGCCUGGAAGAGACAGCUAAUUCUUUUUGGUGGCUUUCAUGAGAGUGCACGAGAUUAUAUCUACUACAAUGAUGUGUAUACCUUCAGCCUUGACACAUUCUCGUGGAACAAGGUGUCCCCAUCAGGUCUUGGGCCCACACCUAGAUCAGGCUGCCUGAUGUCUGUCACCCCCCAGGGUAGCAUAGCCAUCUAUGGGGGCUACUCCAAACAGAGAAUCAAGAAAGAUGUGGACAGAGGCAUCCAGCAUUCGGAUAUGUUCCUCCUGAAGCCUGAAGAAGGGGGAGAAGCUAAAUGGAUGUGGACCCGGAUUAACCCUUCAGGGAUCAAGCCCACUGCCAGGUCUGGGUUUUCAGUGGCUAUGGCCCCAAAUCAGCAGAUACUGAUCUUCGGGGGUGUCUGUGAUGAGGAGGAGGAAGAGAGCUUGGAGGGUGUGUUCUUCAAUGACCUGCACUUCUAUGACGCCACCAAGAACCGCUGGUUCACGGCACAGCUGAAGGGCCCCAAGUCAGAGAAGAAGAAACGGAGGCGGGGCAAAACAGGGGAGCAUGAAGGUGGCAGUGAGCAGGAACGUGAGGAGGCUGGUGCCCCAGAGCCCCUGGAAGUGGUCAAAGAGGUGGUGGCUGAAGACGGAACUGUGGUCACCAUCAAACAAGUGCUUGUUGCCCCUAAACUGGCUGGAUGGACCACACCUGAGGAUGAAAGCAGUGCUGUGGAAGCCAGUGGUCCUGAAGUCGAGCCAUGUCCACGCUCCAGUGCCAUGCUGGCUGUCAAACAUGGGCUGCUCUAUGUCUAUGGUGGCAUGUUUGAAGCCGGUGACUGCCAGGUGACCCUCAGUGACCUGUACUGCCUUGACCUCCACAAGAUGGAAGAGUGGAAGGUCCUGGUAGAGAUGGAUCCAAAAACGCAGGAAUGGCUGGAGGAGACGGACUCGGAAGAGGACAGUAGCUCCAAUGAGGGUGCCGAGGGGGGAGAGGAGGACCAGGAGGAGGACAGCGGGGAGGAGAGUGGUGAGGAAGAAGAUCCACAGCACCCGGAGGUUGCGCCUGGUGAACAGUAUGCAGACUACCUUCUUCGGACUGAGCAGCACUGGCUGAAGCUUGCUAGGGACCACGUGGGGCCGGACAUGAAGGAGAAGAGAGUGCUGAAGGUUGCCCAGACCAUGGCAAAAACAUUCUUUGAUGAUUCAGUUUAAGGUGCUGCACAGGCCAAACAUUAGCCCGAGCAGCAGGCCGCUGACCCCUCGGCGCCACUGUGUGUUCUCACUAAAUAAAGGAGAUGUGAUGAGGCCCCUGCAGAAGUCAUCUUCUGUGCAGCCUCAAAUGUCA
Messenger RNA from Jaculus jaculus (lesser Egyptian jerboa), 1934 nucleotides. RefSeq names its product kelch domain containing 4 (gene Klhdc4). NCBI's taxonomy places the organism in Eukaryota, Metazoa, Chordata, Mammalia, Rodentia, Dipodidae. Bases 62 to 1801 code for a protein of 579 amino acids. Gene Ontology annotation, molecular function: protein binding. The transcript is spliced from 12 exons. The record is from RefSeq and is a predicted model, not a curated record.